This is a messenger RNA of Paramuricea clavata, 1607 nucleotides long. NCBI's taxonomy places the organism in Eukaryota, Metazoa, Cnidaria, Anthozoa, Malacalcyonacea, Plexauridae. The record is from the annotation of a GenBank genome assembly.
AUGGGGGUUAUUUUACCAGCAGGGACGAAACUAAAACCUAUGCGCCGAAAGGUUGAAUUUCGGGAUUGUAGAAAGCAUCGAAAGGAAGAUUUCCACAAAGCUUUAGCAGAAGAAGAUUGGGAGGAUGUAUCGCAGUCCACGAAUGUAAAUGACGCUGUGAAUUGUCUUGAACGUAUGAUCAUGGAUCAUAUGAAUAAAUGCAUGCCCACAAAAACAGUCUCAAUUUCGUCACGUGACCCUUACUGGAUGAGUCCUUUAAUUAAAUCUUUGCUAAAAUCUAAAUCCAGAAUUGCUCGGUCGCAAAAGGAUAGACUCAGUUUAAUUAACAAAAGGAUUUCUGAUGUCAUUUGUCAAAACAGAAGAAAUUUUAGGGCCUUGGUGGGAAGUAGAACUUGGUGGAGAAAGACGAAUGAUAUUUCUCAGCGAAAUGCAUCGUCAUCAAGAGUUACUUUAGAUAAUGCAUCACUUACAAGAUUAAAUCGCUACUUUGGCGAACUCUGCCACGAUGAUAGUUAUGUCGAACCGACGCUCUCAAUUAUUGGUGAUGAAGUAGAUAUUCCUAGCUUUACGGAACAGCAGGUAUGGAAUGCCUUGAAAAGAAUAAAGAGGACAGCAACAGGUCCCGAUUAUAUUCCCUAUUGGGUUUGGAGUGAUCAUGCUGAAAUUCUAACUGAAGUUAUAACUAACGUCUGGAAUUUGUCCCUUUCAUCACAUACUUGGCCAGAUUCAUGGAAAAGAGCGAAUAUUAACCCUCUUGCAAAGGUUGAUUUACCAAAGGAAGAUGGUGACUUUCGUGGAAUAAAUAUUACACCUGUAAUUGCGAGAGGACCUUCGAAAAGCUCGUUUAUAAUAGUCAGGUCAAGUCCACAGUUGAGGAAAUUUUAUCCCCAACGCAAUUUGCGUACAGGCAGGGGGGGAGUUGUACAAACGCUCUGUUAACUAUUCAGAACAAAGUACUCAGCUUCUUAGAUAGAGCAAACUGCAAAGCAGUUAGACUGUUUUCUAUGGAUUUUAGCAAGGCUUUUGACUCAGUGAAACAUUCACUCCUCUCGGAAAAGUUAAAAACUGUGCCACUCAACCCUUAUAUCAUAAAUUGAUAUUUAAAUUUUCUAAAGAAUAGAAAGCAAAGAGUCGUUUGUAACGAUUUUUGUGGAGAAUGGAUGGAUGUUAAUAAGGGUACAACACAGGGGAGCGUAAGUGGCCCCUACCUUUUUAAUAUUUUCCUAAAUGAUUUAGAGGUGGACAUAGACGGCGAGAACGCUCUUUUUAAAUAUGCCGACGAUUCAAAUAUAAUAGUGCCAGUUUGGAGUGAGGGUCCUGAUACAUCAACAGAUACAGUUGGACAAUUCCUGAGCUGGUCUGAUGAUAAUUUUAUGACUUGUAACCCUGGUAAAUGUAAAGAGCUUAUCAUCCGGAAGAAGGGAUAUAAUGAUCAACUUGACAAUGUUUAUAAUAUACCCCAAUGCAAAGAACUUUCCAUUUUAGGUACUACUUUCAAGACAAUCUCAAGUUCACCAGCCAUGUGCGAGGUAAAUUGGUCAAAGCAAACAAAUGCUUGUACGUUAUACGAACACUCAGGGCAGAAGGCUAUAGCCAAUGUGAGAUAG